Molecule: messenger RNA, 7173 nt
Organism: Oncorhynchus kisutch (coho salmon)
Lineage: Eukaryota; Metazoa; Chordata; Actinopteri; Salmoniformes; Salmonidae
Product: early growth response protein 3
Exons: 2
Coding region: 317-1576 (419 amino acids)
Biological process (GO): regulation of transcription by RNA polymerase II
Molecular function (GO): DNA-binding transcription factor activity, RNA polymerase II-specific; RNA polymerase II cis-regulatory region sequence-specific DNA binding
Source: RefSeq, a predicted model, not a curated record
CUAUACAGAGCAGCGCUACUCUUGUGAAACCACCACCACCGUUUCAUUGAUUCACAGACUUUAAAACACACAACAUGCAAACAAGAAGGUAAUGACAGGUCUCAUUGUAACUAUAUUAAUAACAAUUGCCUGUGACAGUUAAGCUCUACUAUAUCUCAAAGGAGAGAUCUAUCAACGCUGUCUCUGAAGGGAACUUGGAUACAACAUCUAGGAUCUUUUUUUAUCCACUCUCUAACACUUAUAGAUCAUCAUCUACUGUGUAUUUUUCUAUUCGGAUACCUGCACGUUGCCAUUUAUGUCAGACUAAAUAACUGCUAUGACAGGGAAACUGGCGGACAAGCUCCCUCUUACCAUGAGCAGUUUAAUAAACACGAUUCCUGACAGUCUUUACCCAGAAGAGGACAUUCCGACGUCUAUGAACAUUUUCACCAAUACGGAUUCUAUAAACCACUACUCGCAAAUGAAUACAGAUAAUAUCAUGGAUCUGGGGAUGGGAAGUGAUAAGGGAAAUUCAGAGAUCCAGUACGGCUCUAGCUUCCAGUCCAGCCGCAGCGGGCAGCCGGUCACCUAUUUGGGGAAGUUUGCCUUCGAUACUCCUCCGUCGGGUGGAAUGGGGGGCUCUGGCUGGUGUUCAGACAACAAUAUCAUUAGUUUAGUAAGUGCUGGGAUCUUGGGCGUCUCCCCGUCGCCUGGCACUAUCACCACACAGACAUCGUCCUCUGGAGCCAGCAUGGGCGGCCAGUCCUCAGAUAUGGAGCAGGUCUAUGGUCCGCCACUGCCUGCUUAUUCCACCUGCAGCGAGCUGUACCAGGAUCAGGUCUCCUUCCACCACAGUCCUGCUACCAGCACUACCCUCGGCUACCCCAGCAAUGACUACCACACCACCUCCAAGCCCUCCAUGGAUGGGAGCCUUUUCUCUAUGAUCCCAGACUAUAACCUCUUCCAUCAUCAGGGUGAGGUUGGCAUGAUGGAGCACAAGCCUUUCCAGUCCAUGGACCCCAUUCGUGUCAACCCCCCACCAAUCACACCACUAGAGACUAUUCGCGCAUUCAAAGACAAGCAGAUUCAUCCAGGUUUCAUGGGUGGGCAGCAGCAUGCUCCUCAGCACCACCAGCCACCACAGACACUAACACUCAAACCAAUCCGACCACGGAAGUACCCAAACCGGCCCAGCAAAACCCCUGUGCAUGAGCGGCCACAUGCCUGCCCAGCAGAAAACUGUGACAGACGCUUCUCCCGUUCAGAUGAACUGACACGCCACCUCCGCAUCCACACGGGUCACAAACCCUUCCAGUGCCGCAUAUGCAUGCGCUCCUUCAGCCGAAGCGACCACCUGACUACCCACAUCCGUACGCACACGGGCGAGAAGCCCUUCUCCUGUGAAUUCUGUGGACGCAAGUUUGCCCGGAGUGAUGAGCGCAAGAGACAUGCCAAAGUUCACCUCAAGCAGAAGGACAAGAAGCCGGCCGACAAGGGGAGUGGAGCGGCUGGCAGCCACAGUUCACCCCCCAAUUCCUGUGGUGGCAGUGGGGGGCCUAGCAGUGGCAACAUCAUGACUGUCACUACCUGUGCUUAGGAUGGACCAUCACCAUGCCCUAACAUAAGACUGGGGAGGGAGGGAUCCUAUCCACAAUGAGACAAAUAGGUGACUCUUUCUCUCUUUUUUUCUCUUACACUCCAUCUCUUUACAUUUUUAUUUCCAUGUAAUAUUUCCCUCCUCUAUUUGGAGAUGUUAUCUUGUAAGAGUAUGGGAAGAAGAGGACAUAGACGGGAGAGACAGCAACUGUGUGAAUGUUUGCAAGCAGAGGGGCAUCAUGGCACCGGCUGUCCAAGAGGACAUGGUAUAUCUUUGAUAAUGAAAUUCAAGUUUCUGAAGUCAUACUUUAUCAUGUAUUGUGUUUUCUGAGAAAUUCACCAAAAAUCUUGGAUGUGAUGGGAUUCAAAAAAAUUAUGAUUUGAGUUUAGAUUGAAUUACAACUGGGCGUAGAAUAAGGUGAGCUAUGUUUGGGAUGUAUGCAUUUAUUUCAUCUGGUUGUUUAAAAGUGCAAUUGGUUGUAUUUGUAUUUGUGUACUGUUGUUGAUACCUUAUUUGCUGCACUUUCCAUUGCCUUGUCUUUUUGUUGUAAAAUACUUUUUUACACAUAUUUUUUAUUAUUAUUAUUGUUUCUCAAAAGAAUGUGCCAAACGUUUUGGGAUAAUACUGCUAAGUUUGUUUUCUUAAUUGUGCCUGGGAUUAACCAAACAUUACAAAUACAUAAACUAUGUUUCUGACAUUGAUUUAAGGCAGAUUGUUAACAUUAGCCCCAAAAUACUAAAACUUGUUAUUUUAUUAUAAUUUGAGCAAUUAUAAGUAUCACAGUUACAACUCAGUUGGUCAAAAUUCUUUUGCUAUAAACUCAAAAACAUCAGCAUAAAAAAAACCCACAUGAAUAUUGGUUGUCCAUCCAAACCCGAUCCUGUGUUCAAUGGACCAGUCUUUGGUGGUAAUCUAUUGUCGUCUGAUGCACACUAAAUAAAAUGGAUUGCAACAUUAAUGUUAAAUCUUCAUGAACUGAUGAAGAAUGUAACAUAUUCACUACAAAUUACACAAAUCCAUGACAGAAAGCUUAUCAAGAUACCCAAGAUAAAACAAAAAUCUAUAUUUUAAGUUUAGUGCUUAUGUUUCUUAAAAAUAUAUAUAUAUAUUACCGUCUAUCUUCCAAGGGUUCCCCUUGGUCACAUUUAUAUGUGUAUUUAAAGACACACUCGACCAAACUUGAAGUGAAAUGCUAAGAGCGCAGAGAAUAAGACUGAAACAUUGAAAUACCUGCAUCUAUACUACAAGUCAACAUUUCUGAAUAACAGCAGAGAUGAAGAGGGCCUUUUAUCUGUGCAUUCACUGAGAGACCUGCCAGUUAUAUUCAUGUAAUUAGAGAUAUUGUAAAAUAAAAUGUUUUGCAUAUUGUUACAAUGAGCAACAUCUUUAAGAAAUACAAUAUACAUGGUAUUGCCAUGUUUACACCUGCUAUUUUGAGAGAUCCUGAAUUUAAAAUGGUUAUUAUUUUUUGUAUAGUGAGAGAUAUAUACAGGUACUUCAACUUUUAUACUCAGACUGUCAAAGGCACCAUAUACUUCAGUAUUAAAUUGUGCAUUUGUAUGUAGAAGUACAAUAUAUAAAAACAAAUGUAUACAUACACACAUUUCUUAUUGACUGAAUGCUUGUGCAGAAGGGGUCUUAAAAUGCUUCUUGUAAAGUAAUGAUAAUGCAGAAAGUUUAGUGAACACAAGUCAUUGCACAAGACUUGAGCAUUGACAGUGCCAAAUGGGGUUCAUUAUCUUCCAUUUCAAAACGAUCUAAUAUUAUUUGUACCUACUAUAGGGUUCUUAGCAGAAAGUGGUUUGAGGAAACACUAAAUGUGUUCUUAAACUAAAUAAACAAAAAUCUGAACAAAAAUCUUUGUAUUUCAAUUGCAAACAAGCCUGUAAUGUAUGGAUUCCAAAGUUCAGACAAAUAUAUUGAAAAAAAGAAGCCUAGUACACAGUAUGCAACAUUUUUCACUAUCCACAUGGAUUUUUAGAUCAGUAAGGCAAUAUCAGUAUGCAAUAUACAGUCUUACAAGUGGCAAGUCUGGCAUUGACUGAAGGCUACGCUACUUGAAUUACUUUAGAUUCAGAUAAAUACAUUUCUUACAAUAAUCUUGGGUCACACUGAUUUAAAAAAUGCACUCAUGUGUGUCAAAUAUAUAAAAUCAUUAAACAAGUAGUCAAAUAAGUCAAAUCAUAUAAUCUUAUAAUUUCAUUAAUGAUAACAAUGUAUAGGUAAUAAUGUACUACAAAAUCAUUUGAGGGAUGUAAAUCCAAACUGUUUGGGAAUUUAUCCACUACAUUUGAUUGUUGUCUUCACUGUGCUCAAUGCUCUAGUCAGCUUUGGUCUUGGCGUUUCUCUGAUUCCCCUGAAAGGGCAGUUAUUUUACCCCUCCUCUCCCAUCUGGCCCUGUGUGCGAUAAUUAAUGCACCACAGUCGAAUGUGUUCUCUGUGGGUUUGAUAUGGAUUACUUAUUGUCAUAGCAGCUGUGCCUGAUAGCAAAAACUUUCACAAAUCUUGAUUGAACAUUUCAACAAAGGUCAAAAACAAGGAUUUAUAAAUGCGUUGCUCACUAAAUUACAGCAUUCUCCAAUGUGCUUCCAAGGCCACAUUUCCUCUUUCCUGUGCAAACUGGUUUUCAUUGAUAGGCUUCCUGGCAAGUGUCCACUUAUUUUCCAAUUAAUUUGGCCCCAAAGUGUCUUUCUCCAGUUCAUCUACUGUAAAUGGGUAAAUGAACAGACCCCUUGCAUUGUCUGACAGACUUGGUGAGUUCACACAUACAAUAUCAUCUCACUUAUUAUUUAAAUCAAUUGCUUUCUGAAGUGCAUUUUAGGACAGUUGUAUUCCUGUUGCCAAUUAUUAAUAUUUCCGGGACUUUGCUUGAGCUAGUUUGAUGAAUGGCAGGAUUUUAAAAAGGAUAGUUCACUGAUCAUGAUUAGUUAGCAAGUGAAUAGUAGUAAGUGAAAAAAUAAACAAUAUAGAAGGGGAAUGUAGAUGAUUACAGUCCAUCUAUAAUGAUACUCAAAUAACUCUGGUCUGUAUUGAUUCAAAACAUUUAUCAUUUGAAGUGGGAUUUGCCUUAAGCUAAGUGAAGUGUAGAAAACUGUAUGUAUGGCUUGGAAUAUUCAGUUAUGGCCUUUAAUGUUAAAAGUGUGUGUAUAAGCAAGUGUAUCCAUCUUAACUUCUCUGGUUAAUUGAAGGGAUGAAAUUCUCAACAGCUGAGAUGGGAUUGGCUCACAGGUGGAAAAGGCAAAUACAAUCUAUACUGAACAAAUAUAUAAAUGCAAUGUGCAACAAUUUUACUGAGUUACAGUUCAUAUAAGGAAAUCAGCCAAUUGAAAUAAAUUCAUUAGGCCCGAAUCUGUGGAUUUUACAUGACUGGGCAGGGGUGCAGCCAAGGGUGGGCCUAGGAGGACAUAGGCUCACUCACUUAGGAGCCAGGCCCAGACAAUCAGAAUGAGUUUUCCCCCACAAAAGGGCUUUAUUACAGAAAUAAAUGCUCCUCUGUUUCAUCAGCUGUCCGGGUGGCUGGUUUCAGAUGAUCCCGCAAGUGAAGAAGCUGGAUGUGGCGGUCCUGGGCUAGUGUGGUACACGUGGUCUGCGGUUGCGAGGCCGGUUGGACAUACUGAUAAAUUCUCUAAAAUGACGUUGGAGGCGGCUUAUGGUAGAGAAAUGAACAUGCAAUGCCCUGGCAACAGCUCUAAUGGACAUUUCUGCAGUCAGCAUGCCAAUUGCAUGCUCCCUCAAAACUUGAGAAAUCUGUGGUAUUGUGUUGUGUGACAAAACUGCACAUUUUAGAGUGGCCUUUUAUUGUCCCCAGCACAAGGUACACCUGUGUAAUGAUCAUGCUGUUCCAUCAGUUUUUUGAUAUACCACACCUGUCAGGUGGAUGGGUUAUCUUGGCACAGGAGAAAUGCUCAGUAAUAGGGAUGUAAACAAAUUUGUGCACAAAAUUGGAAAAAAUAUAUAUUUUUGUGCUUAUGGAACAUUUCUGGGAUCUUUUAUUUCAGCUCAUGAAACAUGGGACCAACAUGACUUCAUUUUUAAGGGCACAUCGAUAAUGAGCUAAAUAUCCUCAGACUUAUUCUGUACCUUUUCAUUCAGCCAACAUGGUUCAGCAACAAAGCCUUGUAGUAAGAGUAGAAUAACAAAGACAAAGACAGUUUUCAGAGAUCAUAUGGCAGCCCUGUGCAUUUGAUGCUCGUAUGUGGGGGUUCAAAUGUUAAGUUUAUGGUGAAUGAGGUUUGGUUUUAAAGAAUACUGUGUUUAUCUAGCUCUCGGUGAGAAGAGUUGAAGUUUUGCUCGGAAGAGAGGAGAAUACGCCAACAUUAUUUCCAUCUGUCACCCAAAGACGUAAUUACAAGGGGAUGUUGUCAUCUGUCAUAUUUCUGACUAAUGCAAAGUUCAGUGUAAAAGCAUGGUCUAUAUUACAUUUAACAAUUGUACAUUUUUAUUUCACAUUACUGUUAAAUAUAAAAUCACUGUAACAAGGUCUGAAAUCAAAAACUGUCCUCAUGAAUCAUGAUUCAAUAGUGCUUUCUUUGUCCCAUUUGAUCAGAACACAGUACUAUCAAGACUGUUUUCCUAUUUGUCUUGAACUGGAAUGAUUUUAGAGGAUACAUUAAGUGUGUAAGAGAUUUAAAUAAGAGAUCUCCCUUCAUAUCUUCUCCUCCUCAUCCUGAUAGUUCUCUGCUCAGUCCUGGACUCGAGCCAACCUUAACAGCCAUGUUUGGGCCAAAUUGGGAUGCAAGGUUGGGUGAUUAGGAACAAUAUGCGAUGAGAACUCCACAAAAGUAACAAAAUGUAAAUGUGACCUCAGUCAGCUUACAGCUCAAGGCGUCCCUGUGCUGAUGUCUGUGUUUACUCAUUAAUUUACUCCCUGUAAAGCUGCCUUUGUGCAAGGUCAUAAAAGACUGAAAGUAAACAUUCCACACAAAACCUCCAUGACCACUUUUGUACCAGGAUAAAUGACUGGCAGCUCAUCUCAUAAUAAUAACCCAAAAAUUCAAUUUAAAAAAAAUUAUGAUAGAUUUCUAUCCUAAAUGCUAAUUUUGAGGAUGGUACCAGACAUUUUCAAGGUGGUCCAUACUAGUGUAGGUUCAUCUUUGGUAGAUGGCACUGAAAUGUUUUAGGGAAAUGUUUCUUUGUUAUCUCCUGUGUUUUCUUUUCAUUAUAUCUUCUUGUUUGCAUGUGCACGAAAAUGUUCCAACCAUGUUUAGAGCCACCUUCAGGUUCUAAAGGUGGUGCUAAAUUAUUUUAUUAUGCAUGAAAAUAAUGAUUACAACAAAAAUAUUAAACUUAAGUAAAAGGGGACAGACAAACUGCGGAGCUACAAAUAUGGACAUUUUGGAAAACACACUGGGAUUUUUCUUUUUUUUUAAGAAAACAAGAAGUCUUGUUGAAAAUGUUGUGGAUUGUCUUACUUCAUGUUUUUCUAUUACCUUAUAAUAAGGUCCUAAUAUAAAUUUUGAAUAUUGUAAUGAAAUGUAUUAUCCAUUUGUGGUGGGGAGAUGUACUCCCCUCAUUGUUAACUUGGCACUUCAGUUUGUUGUAACGCAAUUGUUUUUGUUAUUUCUAUGUAAAGUACUUGAAUAAAGAAAAUGAAAAUG